This is a messenger RNA of Xyrauchen texanus (razorback sucker), 3955 nucleotides long. RefSeq names its product leucine rich repeat and sterile alpha motif containing 1 (gene lrsam1). The transcript has 25 exons. Lineage: Eukaryota; Metazoa; Chordata; Actinopteri; Cypriniformes; Catostomidae. Gene Ontology annotation, molecular function: protein binding. Bases 266 to 2437 code for a protein of 723 amino acids. The record is from RefSeq and is a predicted model, not a curated record.
UUCCUGCUUGUUGUGUUAAUGCCCGAGAGGGAGUAUACUUGACAACACUGGGCAAUAAAUUGAUAUUGAGAACAUCUUGGGGUAUGUCUUAAGGAACCGAUGUUUUAUCAAACAAAUAAGGUGUCUCACAGCCGGUAUAUCGCGUGUAUUCGUAUUUUCGUGUCAGCACAUUAAUCAAUCAAGUGUCACGCUGGAAAGACAGUGGCUUUUGUCGAUGUUGUGGAGUUUUUACCAGUCAAACAAAAAAUAAUUUACUGGCUUCAGGAUGUUUCUAUUCUCUAAAAAGAAGAAACCCAGUGAGGACUCCAAGAAACGCCUUGAGAACCAGCUGUGCUUGGCCAAAGAAGCAGGUGCUGAUGACAUUCUGGACAUUUCUACCUGUGAUCUUUCAGAGGUCCCCUCCAGUGCCUUCUCCAUGUGUAAAGUACUUCAGAAGAAAGUAUUAAUUCUUCAUGGAAAUUACUUAAGGACACUUGUACCUAAAGGUUGCUGCAUUGGUGGCUUAGCAACUUUAAGGGUGUUGGACCUGCAUGAAAAUAAACUCACAUCACUUCCUGAUGACAUAGGGAAGCUUUUGUCCUUGCAGGUGCUGAAUGUAGAAAAGAAUCAUAUAAAAGAGCUGCCAGACUCCAUUGGUGAUCUACGGCAUCUACAGACACUUAACGUGAAAGGGAACUGCCUUACUGUGAUUCCUGUGUCUGUGGGUCACAUGAGCAGCCUGCGUACACUGGACCUAAGUGAGAACAGCAUCAGAGAACUGCCCAAAGAACUGGCUUCUGUUCGUACACUGGAAAGACUGAUUCUGGAUGCACAUGUUAUGAGCUAUCCUCCUGUGUCAGUGUGUAUAGGCGGCACAGAGGACGUGCAGCGCUACCUCUGUUCAGAGAUGGGUCUGGAGUAUUGUCCUCCAUCCCAGUAUCUCCUGCCAGUGCUGGAACAUGAUGGAGUAAGGCAAGAUGUGGAUUGUGUUGACGGGGAGGAGAUGGCCUGGCAGAGCAGAUUCAUGGACUAUGAAAAGAAAAAGGAGCAGAAACAGCUGGAAAAGUUGAACUUUGAGAAAGAGCUAGAAGAGAAACAGAGAGAGCACACUCAACUCCUCUUCCUCAACAACUCCCACAAAGAGGACGUCCUGAUGUCUGUCAAACAGGAUCAGGAACGGUUGGAGUUAGGUGUGUCUCAGCAGCAGAAGACCCAGGAAGCAGAGAGACAGAAAAUGCUAGAUAAAGUGCGUCAGGCAGAGAGCACUAUCAUGAGCCGUGUCUCUGACCUUGUGCUUAAUAACAAACGACAGGCAAAGAGUGCUGCAUUUCUGCAAGCUCUGGAGGAGGACCGAAUACGAAUGGAGCAUCUUACUGCCAUCACACAGGAAGAAGCUGACUCUUUGAGAAAGAAAGAGGUGGCAAGUGCCAUGCAGAGGAUGCUGUCUGAGAGCUACUCUCUUCGGUUACUGCAGGAGGCCAGUGAAGCCAAGAAACAGAUUAUGGUUUCUGAGGCCAGCAGGAGUUUGGACUGUUUAGAUAAGAAGUUUGUCCAAGUGUUGUGCCUUCAGCAGCUAGACAAAAGCAAUGCCAUUAGUCAGAUCCUUCAAGAGGAGGAAAUGCAGAAAGCCGCCUUUGAAGCCCUUCAGCUCCAGAAGGACAGUGUGCAUGCUUACAUUCGCAAUCAGAUAAAACUCAUAGAGGCAGAGUUAAUGCAGCUGACAAAGCUGGAGGUUAAGAGGAGGAAUUUGGACACUGAGAACCUGCAGGAGGUUCUCGCCGACCAGAGGACAGCUCUGACUGACCUGCUGCAGCAGUUAUUAAAAGAGAAGGACCAGAGAGAGGAGGAGCUCAGGCUGGUACUGAUGGAGAUGGAGCAGAAGAGUGAAUCCAGUCAGCAAAACUACUGGAUGAUACAAUACCAAAGACUCCUGGAUGCUAAACCGCUGUCUCUGCGUAUGGAGGAGGCAGCUGUGGAUAGGGAUCUUGGAAAUCUGCUUUGCAAACUCUCUGCUCAACACUAUCUGCCAAUCAUAGCUCACCACCGAAUCACUGCUGAGGCCUUGCGACACAUGACCACCAAAGACCUCAGCAAGCUGGGAAUCAAUGAGGUUGGUGUUCAGAAAGCUCUUCUUCAAUGGGCCAGUGAACGCACUCUGUCUGACUCAUUCCCUAAAGCAGCCAGAGAGGUACAGGAAACUGGUCCAACCACACCUAGUGCCCCACUGCAGCAGAAUCUCACUCCUCCACUUACCCCCAAAACACCUGAAACUCCCACAUCCCCAAAUGCUGAUGGACCCAGCAGCUCUGAAUGUGUGGUGUGCAUGGAACAUGAAUCACAGAUGAUAUUCCUACCAUGCGGGCAUGUGUGCUGUUGCCAGACCUGCAGUGAUGCCCUGCAGUCCUGUCCUCUGUGUCGUGGUUCUAUAUCUCAACGUGUUCGCCUUUACCAUGGCUGAAGCUGCGGAGCUUUCACAACAUCCUUCCAUAGUCUACACCUCAUUCAUUGAUGAUGUUCCUUCCUCCCAUUUGCUACAUGAAAUUGUGAUGUGUGAAAUUUCAAGCAUUUUAAAAGUUACUGGAUUUUCUUGUACUCUCCAACUACAACUAGCCAAUCAAAGAGGAACUCACAGUCUUCCUUAACAACCACGGGGCAGCGCCAUGAAUUGUGGCUUCUGUAAUAUAUCACGGACCACUAUCACAUUCAGGAAAAAGGUGCAGAGAGCAAGAAAUGAUCCACUAGCAUACAUUCUAGUUAAACUGUUUUCAUUUAAAACAAAGCCAUAGACAGUCAAUUAAACUGAAAGCAGGAAAGUAUUUGAAAUCUGCUUUUUUUCCCACUACAUUUUAAUUAGAUGCAUGUUCUAAUAGAGCUAAAUCUAUAACCACACACUUCUCUUCACCCUACCAAGUUUUUCUGGUGUCAGCAUGAUACAAUAAGACCAACCUCCACCAUUAAAAUACAGUACAGUGGCAUCAGAAAGUAUUUUAAUACCUUGACCAAACUUGGUUGUUAAAGUAAUUUUCUGAUUUUGGAAUAAAUUCAUAAAUUCAAAAAUAUUUUAUUUUAACAUUAUAUAAUUUAGAGACUUUUACAGUAGUGGAGAUCAGUGGUAAACCCCCAUUUGGUUUGACUUGGCAACACAGCAGAAUUGGAAGUAAUAAGUAGAUGAAAUCUUUGUUAAGACAUUGUAUAUUGCUAUAUAACAUUCAAAUGACUCAACCUGACAAAAGCACUUCUCUUUUUACAUCGUGUCAACCGUAGAGCUUCAGUGAGUUUAGUGAUCAUAUUUAGUGAAAAAUAUUACACAAAUACCCUGUUACAUUGCUUGUGUGUACUUCUCUGAAUCUGUCUUCAUCCAAGUGCCCUUACUGUAUGUGCAAGUAUGCAUUUCAAGUCGAUUCUGUAUAGAGCAUAAAAGAACUCAAUCUGCCCACAUUUCUGUAAAUAAAACAUUACAUUUUCUUGAAAUAGUGUUUCAGCAUGCAAAAUCACAAAAUACAGAUAGGUUUUAUGGACCAGACAAUUUCCUUCAUGUUUUGCACUUACUGUACAGCUCUAUUUGCAUCUCCCAUUUAAGAAAAAAUAGGAACGCCUUUGAAUUUUCAAUUAGAAUGUGCAAUCCUAAAUACAUGGCAGUGUAUGAACCAAAAACAAGUCUUUCAAAUUUUAGUAGCAGGAGUUAGUAUAACAUUUUUAUUUAAUUCUUUUUCUGGGAACUUGUAGACACACACCACUUUCUCUGUGACCCCCAAGUGAGAUUGAAUCUCAGUGUUAAAUUCAUUGUGAAGCCAUUACAUACUGUAUUUCCCUUUGUUAUUCACAUAUUAUUCCUGAGAUGUGUAUGUGGGUUAUCACUGUAGUCUGACUUAUGCAAAAUAAACCUGCUAGAUAAUGUGUCCUGGUAAAAAAUGAGAAGAACUGCCUUGUACAUACACAUUUAUUUCAAAAUAUAAAAUUACAUAUAUUAAAUAUU